CGCAACAUGCCAGCAAGCAGCCCAUGUGGGCCUCACGGACCGGAUCUGUUUUCCAUCGGCGUGUGUCUCAAACCAGAAAAAAACAUUUCGGUCUUUCUUGGUAUCCUUUUGGCCCUGCAGCUGUUCGAGAUGUAGAGGCUGUGUAUUUGUGUGUGGGUGCCUUCCCAGGGACGAGGGACACUGCGUCCUGAGCCACGAGCAAGCGCAUCUUCCUGCAUCGAGCUGGAUGGGUUGGAAGUGGCUCGUCGCGUUCCUGGCCGGUGCCUUUGCGCAGCCCACAGAGGUCCCGGGGCAAGUUGCCUUCUACGACCUGGACCUGGAUGUGGGAGAGCUUCCCAGCCCAGUGGCGCCCUUCUUCUUCUUUUUUUGUGGGAGGUGUUCCCCUUUAAACUCAACUAACCAAACAAAGAAACAAAAUGCUGGGCACCUCCCAUGGGAGUUGCCCAGCGGCGCCCUUAAACUCAACCAACUCAAAAAGCCACUCACUCCAAUUGGGGUCUGGAGUCUUGAGCAAUGUGGCGGAACGAACCAAACAAGGAUGCCCCUUUUCUCCCCGUGGACAUCCGCGCAUCCGAGGAUCUCCGGCACCUUGGAGUUUGUGAAGGCCUCCUCGGAGGCCAACAUCGACGCCUACAACGUCUACUGGGGCUCCUCCUCCAGCGCCAAGCUGCUUCCCUUCUUCACUCUGGCGGCGGACGGUUUCGCGCCCUCCUACGCCAUCCCGAGCAAUACGGCGGUGCCAAGCACGGCCACGCACUUCCUGGUCUUCAGCUCCAACUCCUUCGGUGAGGGCGCUACUCCGUCCAGCUACGCCUUCACUGAUCGGCACGUGCCCACCUACGGGCCCAAUGGCAUCUUCUUCUCCGACACCGGGUAUACCUCGGGGCAGGUCACUGGCAGCAUCACCAUCUCCAGGGCCGCCAGCGAGGCGGACGUCACCCACUACGCCCUCUACUGGGGCUCCUCCGCCUCCACGUUCUUGCUCUACAUCGCCACGGUGCCAAAGGCCACGGAUCCCUUGGUCCACGGCCUGGCCGCCGCCACCGUUCCCAGCGGCGGAACCCACUUGCUCGCCUACACCAUGAACGCGGACGGCCUCAACGAGGCCCAAAUCGCCUCCGCCUUGGUCUACGACCGGGGCGUCCCCGCCUACCCGGCCACCAGUUUGGCCUUUUUGGACCUGGAUCUGGUGCAGGGGGAGAUCGGGGGCCUGGUUUCCAUCGGGCGCGCGGUGGACGAAACUGCCAUCACCAGCUAUGCCGUGUACUUUGCGGUGGCCGAGGAGGGGCCCCCAGGCCCAUCCCUGGGCAGCGUCACGGCCAGCGGACAAGACGUCUUCGUCUUGGUGCCCACGGACACGGCGCCCCAGGUGGGGUAUCCCUACCUCAUCGUCCGCAGCCGAAACGCGGAUGGGGAGAUGGCCACAGGCAUCGGCAUUCUGCUGGUGGAUCGCUUUGUCCCCGUGGACCCGGCGCAGUCGAUUUCUUUCCUAGAUGAGGACUUGAGUCUGGGAGUGAUCGGGGGCACCAUCGAGAUCGGCGCGGCGCUGCUUGAGACGGAGAUCUCCAAGUACGGCAUCUACUGGGCGGACGCUUCCCAGCAGCCCAUCUCGCUGAUCGCCGAGCUGGCGCCCGGGGACUACAACUACAGCGUGGCCCUUGGCACCGCCAAGCCCAGCCAGGCGCAGUACUUGCUGGUGCUCACGGGGAACGAACACGGCUACAUGAGCUCCGGGGCGUCCACCGCUUUGGUGGACCGCGCUUAUCCGGUGAACCUGCCAUCCCAGAUCCAGUUUGAUGAUGCGGAUAUGGAUGCUGGGCAGAUCGGUGGCUCACUUACGGUGAUGAGGGCCAGCGACGAGACGGAUGUCACGUCGUACACGGCUUACUAUGGCUCCUCUGCCGCCUCCGACUCCUCCGCACAGGUGGCGCUGAUCGGCGAGAUCUUGGUGGCCAGUUUGCCCAGCGGCAGCACCUCCGCGGUCUUCACCAUUCCCAUGAACACCGCGCCACCAGGCGCCAGCUAUUUCUUGGGCUUCAGCAAGAACAGUCUGGGGGAGAGCCUCUCGGGCAUCAGCGCCUCCCUGGUGGAUAAGACUAACUUCUUCCCCACGGUGGCGGUGAGCAGCGUGGCGUUUGUGGACGCCGACCUGUCCUCGGGCCUGGUGGGUGGCUCGGUGACCUGGCUCGCGCCGGCGGACACCGCGGGGCUCACGCAGUACACGGUGGUCUUCGCGCUGGAUGCCGCAGGCACCGGACGGCAUCCCAUCUGCAGCGUGGCCAUCGGCACACACAGCUGCGUGGUGCCCCUCAGCACGUCUUUGUCCGCCGGCGGCGGGAGCUUCGCCUACGUCAUCGUCUUCACCAACAACGGCUUCGGCGAGGGCCCCGGGCUCGCAGCGGGGCUGACGGACCGCGCCCUGCCGGUGGCGGUCGCGUCGGGCCUCAGCUUCCCGGACACUGAUGUUGCCGUGGGAAGCGUGGGGGGCACCGUGACUUGGACGCCUCCGGGCAAUCCCAGCGGCGCCACGCAGUUCACCCACUACCAGAUUUACCUGGCCGGAAGUUCGAGCGCAGCCAACGUGCUGCUGGGGCAGGUGGCUGUUGGCACCAACAGCCUGGUGCUCGCGGAUGGCCAGGUCUUGGGCAACUUUUCCCAGGUGGCUGUAUACACCUGGAACUCUGCAGGGGAGGCCUCGGCGGGCACCUACGCCCCAGUCACGGACCGCUUUUUGCCGCCUGAAGGUGUCUUGAACCUCUUCUUCUGGGACCAGGACUUUACCGUGGGCGAGAUCGGGGGGGAUUUGGCGUGGCUGGAGCCCGCGGACACCUCCUCCAUCACGCACUACGGCGUGAAGAUCAGCUGCGCCGAAAGCACUUCUUCUUUGGGCCAGGUGGCGGUGGGCACGGACCGAUUUCAAGUGGGGUUCGACACCGCCUUGGCCAACUGCACUGAGCUGCUGGUGGUGGCUCUCAACGAGUUGGGGGAGUCGCCCGUGGUGGUCUCCACAACCAUCGAGGACAGGUCCACUGAGAACUGCCCCAACGACACGCACCACAGCUUCCGGUCGAGCCACUGGCGCUUGGUGGCCCACGACGGCGUCACUUCCGCCUGGAAGCUGCAGGGGCUACGGUUCUACGAGGACGCCUUGUGCUCCGCGCUUCUGGCCACGGUGCCCUCCGAGUGGCCCCGAAGACCGCGGCUUUUGCCUGGGGCGCCGGUGGCGCUGCCAGGGGCCACGCGGAACUUGCACGAGAUCUUUCAGGUGUCCACUCGCCAAGGUGCCACAGUGAACGGCACGGAGAUCGUGCCGAGCUCACGGCCCUGGUGGUCUUCCGGCACGCCCUGCGCGCCCUUCGAGCCGACCAACGGCUCGAGCCCCGGCUGCACGGUGGGCUUCCGCUGGGAGUCCGACGUGGUGAUGUCCCGCCAGGGCCGCGCACGCAGCUCCGGGAUUGUAAGGCCAGUGGCGCAGCGGGUGCACUGUGUAGAGCUGGACCAGUCCAGCCUACCAGGGGAGUAUGCCACACAAGUGUCCCUUGAGUGGUACGACGAAGCGCGGCAGAUGUAUCGCAGCUUGCUGCGGAGACCCGCGACGGGUGGGCAGCUGGUGAUGUCCUAUCAGGGAGUUCUGGCUUCACAGUGCGGGUAGUGCCGAAACAUCGAAGCUGCCGAAACAUCGAUGCAGCAUGACUUGACUCCACCAAGCUGAAGAUCCAUCGAAGCCGAAGUUCAUGCAGCAUGACUUGACUAGAAGAAAGCUGCCGAAGAUCAGAUGCAUUGACUCCAUGGCCCUCACCGACUUGUGAGCUCGGGCGUGAUCAGCCCUACGAUCUUACGGUCCCAUCACUGCGUUCAGAUUCCAUGGCGUCUGGCCCCUGAACCAGCUGUGCUUGCACACAUUCGACGAAUAUGGGAAUUCCAACAGAGAAACAAAA
This is a messenger RNA of Effrenium voratum, 3938 nucleotides long. Lineage: Eukaryota; Dinophyceae; Suessiales; Symbiodiniaceae. The record is from the annotation of a GenBank genome assembly.